AUGCCCUUCGCCCCGUUUGUUGGCGUUAAUCAUCAUAGGCAAUUGACAUUGUUGGGUUGCGAUUUGGUAUCGAAUGAGGACACUAAUACCUUUGUUUGGUUGUUCAAAACAUGGCUUAAGUGCAUGGGUGAUAAAGCUCCACAUGGAAUAAUUACAGAUCAAGAUAGAGCCAUGCAGAAUGCAAUUGAAAUAGUUUUCCCAAAUACAAAACAUAGAUUGUACGAGAACAGAAUUCGAUGGGUGCCUUGUUUCCUGAGAACAACCUUUUGGGCUGGCAUGUCAACGACACAAAGAAGUGAAAGUAUGAAUACCUUCUUCAAUGGUUAUGUACAUGCAAAAACAUCAUUGAAACAGUUCGUCGAGCAGUACGAACGAGCAUUACAGAAUAAGGUUGAAAAGGAGUUUAUUGCUAAUUUUAAGUCAUUCUCUCAAGUCUUACCGGGUGCAACAACAUACGAAAUUGAGAAGCAAUAUCAGUUAUGCUAUACCAUUUCGAAGUUUAGAGAGGUUCAAUCCGAGUUUACGGGAAAAAUGUAUUGCGAUCUAAUAUUUGCAGUAGAGGGACAUAUGGGGACGAAGUAUGAAGUACGUGAAGACAUAGUCUGUGGCGAGCGGCAAAAGAAAACAAUAUUUUUGGUGUGGUUUAAUAGAGAGAAAUGUGAAGUAAAUUGCAGUUAUCACCUGUUCGAGUUUCGGGAAAUAUUGUGUAGGCAUGCAAUUGUAGUUUUGAUACGUAAUGACUUUACUGUCAUGCUGGAUCGGUACAUUUUGCGGAGGUGGAGGAAAGAUGUUAGCAGGGCACACACGAGGGUUGUCGUUCACUAUGAUGGUUUGGUUACCACUCCAGCACAAAUGAGGUAUGACGAUAUGCGUUAUUCGUUUGCAGCGGUGGCAAACCUUGCAGCAGACAAUGAAGGGAAGUAUAGAGUGAUCAUGGAUUGGAUACAACUUCAAAAGAAAGAACUUAGUUCAACAAAGUUCGAUAGAAGCGGUAUUGUAAGGGAUCCGAAAACAUCGAAGAGGAAGGGAGCACCUAGGACUAAACGUAGAAAAGGCCCGUUGGAGGCGAGAUCGAAUAAAUCAAAGACUGAAACAUCUGUCAGAGGCAGGCUGGAAUACCAAUUUAGGAAGCAUCUGGUUCGACCCAGUUCAUAG
Messenger RNA from Olea europaea var. sylvestris, 1155 nucleotides. Its product is annotated as protein FAR1-RELATED SEQUENCE 9-like. The record is from RefSeq and is a predicted model, not a curated record. Bases 1 to 1155 code for a protein of 384 amino acids. Gene Ontology annotation, biological process: regulation of DNA-templated transcription. Lineage: Eukaryota; Viridiplantae; Streptophyta; Magnoliopsida; Lamiales; Oleaceae. The transcript has 4 exons.